GUGCCUGGUGUAAAUUUGCCUGUCAGCCAACUGACCUAUUUCUUCUCUGCAAUCCUCAUCAGUGGUGUGAUACAUGAAGUCGGCCAUGGGGUGGCAGCUAUUCGCGAACAAGUACGAUUUAAUGGAUUUGGGAUUUUUAUCUUCAUUGUCUAUCCUGGAGCAUUUGUUGACCUCUUCACAACCCACUUGCAGCUGAUAUCUCCAGUCCAGCAAUUAAGAAUAUUUUGUGCAGGAGUGUGGCAUAAUUUUGUUCUUGGUGUUGCAAGUUUCAUGGUUCUGUUUCUGCUGCCAGCCAUUCUUUUCCCUUUCUAUUACACGGGUGUUGGGGCACUUGUCACUGAAGUCGCAGAGGAUUCUCCUGCCAAUGGACCAAGAGGUCUUUUUGUGGGAGACCUUGUCACUAACCUACAAGACUGCCCAGUUUAUAGUGUGGAAGACUGGAAUUCCUGUCUGGGAGACAUUUCAGAAAAGUCACAGGUCGGCUACUGUGUAAGUGCAGCCACCCUACAGCAAUUAAGCUUUCCAGCUAGAG
This is a messenger RNA of Fulmarus glacialis (Northern fulmar), 532 nucleotides long. Its product is annotated as membrane-bound transcription factor site-2 protease-like. The record is from RefSeq and is a predicted model, not a curated record. NCBI's taxonomy places the organism in Eukaryota, Metazoa, Chordata, Aves, Procellariiformes, Procellariidae. Gene Ontology annotation, biological process: membrane protein intracellular domain proteolysis; regulation of response to endoplasmic reticulum stress. Gene Ontology annotation, molecular function: protein binding; metalloendopeptidase activity. The transcript has 4 exons. Gene Ontology annotation, cellular component: membrane; cytoplasm. The annotation marks the transcript as partial.